Messenger RNA from Cornus florida, 2067 nucleotides. Its product is annotated as molybdenum cofactor sulfurase-like. The coding region runs from base 51 to 1922 and encodes 623 amino acids. Lineage: Eukaryota; Viridiplantae; Streptophyta; Magnoliopsida; Cornales; Cornaceae. The transcript has a single exon. The record is from RefSeq and is a predicted model, not a curated record.
AUAUUCCUGCAGGAAAAAAUACCCAGUGAAGAAUUUAGAAAGACAAGAAUAUGAGUAGGGGAAGAAAAAUAGGAGGGAAAAUAGAAUCACCUUCCAUUAGAGAGACCUCAAAAGAUUGCUUCCAUGGUUGCUAUCCAACUCCUUUUCUCAGCUUGCCUGAUCCCACCCAUCAUUCCAAGUCCAAGCAAAGAAGCAGUGCCACCGCUUCCGGUUGCAACUUCACCGCUGCCACAGCUUCUUCCCUCCCUCCCAACACCAAAUUCACCAACCAUGAAUCCCUCCCUUUGUUGGAAGAAUCAUUCUCUAACUUCAAUAAAGCAUAUCCACAAUACCCACAGACCCAAGAGGCUGACCAAAUCAGAGCACAAGAAUACUACCAUCUCUCUUUCUCCAGUCAUGUAUGCCUUGAUUACGUAGGCCAUAGCCUCUUUUCCUAUUCCGAACAACAAAACCAUUACUCCACUGCUUCAAAUAUUGCCUCUUCCUCAUCAUCUCAUGUACCCUUCUUUAAUAUCCUUUACAAGUCAGUAAAUUUGAAUUCUCAAAUUCUGUAUGGUGGCCAAGGGUCGGAAUUCGAAUCCAAAAUGCAGAAAAGAAUCAUGAGAUUUAUGAAUAUCUCCGAAGAUGAUUACUCCAUGGUUUUCACUGCCAACCAGUCAUCUGCAUUUAGACUCCUGGCAGACACUUUUCCGUUCCAGUCCAAUCAAAAUCUUCUUACAGUCUAUGAUUACGAGAACGAGGCAGUGGAAGUGAUGAUCAGAAGUUCCGAAAAGAGAGGCGCCCAAGUCGCGUCAGCUGAAUUCUCGUGGCCUAGUUUGAGGAUCCAGUCCAGAAAGUUAAGGAAGCUGAUAGAGAGCAAGAGGAACAAGAGCAAUAGGGGAUUGUUUGUUUUCCCACUCCAGUCUAGGAUAACUGGAGCUAGGUAUUCUUACCUAUGGAUGAGCUUGGCACGGGAAAAUGGGUGGCAUGUCUUGCUUGAUGCUUGUGCAUUGGGAGCUAAGGACACGCAGGCCUUAGGCCUCUCUAUGUUUAGGCCAGACUUUAUUGUUUGCUCCUUUUUCAAAGUUUUUGGAGAAACCCCAUCUGGUUUUUGCUGUCUGUUUGUCAAGAAAUCGAGUGCUAAAGUGUUCGAUGACUCAACCGUAGCUCCUGGAAUAGGGAUCGUGAGUCUUGUCCCAGCCAAAAGAACAUCUCAGUCCCCUGAAGAACUUGGACAAACAUCAAAAUUCAACAUACAGAAAGAUGAAACCAAAGAAGUCCUUGUAACACAUAAGGAACAAUCAUUCUCUGAAAUUGUGGAAUUAGAGAAUACCCUCAACUCUGCUCAAUCCAGAAGCGAAACCAGCACUGAUGGGAGCUCGGAGAUUGGAUGCAGGGGCUUGGACCAUGCGGAUUCAUUAGGCCUGACGUUGAUCAGUCGCAGGGCAAGGUACCAAGUCAACUGGCUGGUGAAUGCAUUGAUGAGUCUUAGACAUCCAAAUUCAAAUAAUGGGCCGUGCCUGGUAAGAAUCUAUGGACCUAAAAUAAUGUUUGACCGAGGACCAGCCGUGGCAUUCAAUGUGUUUGACUGGAAAGGAGAAAAGAUUGAUCCCACACUUGUACAGAAGUUGGCUGAUAGAAACAACAUAUCUCUUAGCUAUGGAUUUUUACACCACAUUUGGUUCCCGGACAAGUAUGAAGACGAGAGGGAGAGGAUAUUGGAGAGAAAAAGCAGUGCUGAAGAGGAAGGGUCAGUGGGAAGUAAGAGAAGAGAGAAUUUUCAUUUAGGGAUAUCAGUAGUUACAGCAUCACUUGGGUUCUUGACAAACUUUGAGGAUACCUAUAGGCUCUGGGCAUUUGUAUCGUGCUUUCUGGAUGCAGACUUUGUGGAGAAAGAGCGAUGGAGAUACAAGACCCUUAAUCAAAUAACAUGUGAGGUUUAGACUAGACUUGUUUUUAUCAUUCUUUGCCACUAUGAGGAGCAAUAGUUUAGUGUUUACUGUAAGCUUUUAGUUAUGUUAGUUAAAAUAGAUGCACAUAAAGUGCACACCAAGUAUAACAUUAACAGUAGAGAUCUGUUCAUUCAAA